CUGUUCGUUGUGCUGAAAGUGUAGAGUCAAUCAUGUCUUCAGUACUUGUGCCUGAAAUUCCUGCACCAGGAUUCUCUUUCGAUCUUUGUGGAAGAAACAAUUUCCUGGUAAAGAAAGGGCUUCAAACACCCAAAGCUGUUAAGACAGGAACAACGAUUGCCGGAGUCGUUUUUAAGGAUGGGGUGGUCCUUGGAGGUGAUACAAGAGCUACAGAAGAUACCAUAGUAGCUGACAAGAAUUGCAGCAAGAUUCAUUAUCUUGCUGAAAAUAUGUAUUGCUGCGGUGCAGGAACUGCUGCAGAUACUGAGAUGACAACUCAGAUGAUAUCUAGUCAGUUGGAGUUGCACCGUUUGAACACAGGUCGUAUGGUACCUGUUUGCACUGCCAAUGCAAUGAUUAAGCAUCUAUUAUUUCGUUAUAAAGGCUAUAUUGGAGCAGCUUUAGUAUUAGGUGGCUGUGAUUUAGAUGGACCACAAUUAUAUUGUAUUUAUCCUCAUGGAUCAGCAGAUAAGCACAUGUAUACCUGUAUGGGUUCUGGAUCAUUAGCUGCAAUGUCUGUAUUUGAAAGUAGAUGGAAACCUAAUAUGACGGAGGAGGAAGCCAAAGAACUUGUGGCAGACGCAAUUCGUGCUGGUGUAUUCAACGACUUGGCUUCUGGUUCCAAUAUCGAUCUGUGCGUCAUUCGAAAGGGUUCCGUUGAUUAUUUGCGACCUUAUGAUGUCGCUAAUGUCAAGGGACAGCGUUCGAUAUCUUAUCGCUACAAGCACGGUACCACUGCUAUACUCAACAAAACAGUUCGCCCCAUAAUCGUUGAAGACGAAAGUAUUCGUAAACUUGUAGAAGAAGCAAUGGACACUUCUUCUUGAAAUGUGCAUUAGGCGUUGCUAAGUAUAAGCUCGGAUGAUAUGUGAAUUUUAAAGAAAUCCUUAACUACGAUCUUCGAAGAUAAUAAAAUUUUGCU
Molecule: messenger RNA, 961 nt
Organism: Dufourea novaeangliae
Lineage: Eukaryota; Metazoa; Arthropoda; Insecta; Hymenoptera; Halictidae
Gene: Prosbeta2
Product: proteasome subunit beta type-7
Exons: 4
Coding region: 33-866 (277 amino acids)
Cellular component (GO): proteasome core complex
Molecular function (GO): threonine-type endopeptidase activity
Source: RefSeq, a predicted model, not a curated record